Molecule: messenger RNA, 552 nt
Organism: Aspergillus niger
Lineage: Eukaryota; Fungi; Ascomycota; Eurotiomycetes; Eurotiales; Aspergillaceae
Exons: 2
Coding region: 1-552 (183 amino acids)
Source: RefSeq, a predicted model, not a curated record
AUGUCGAAUCUCAUGCACAAGGUCAAAGAUGCCUUGACUGGCCAUCACGGCAAUUCCAAUUCCCGCAAAGGUCAGGGUAACAAGCCCAGUACCGACAACUAUAAUUCGGGCGGCGCGGAGCGAUAUGGGCCUGGCGAUGGUUCCUAUAGCUCUCAGCCCAGCUCUGAUAACUACAGUGCUGGCGACUAUGAGCGCAGGACGGACACAUAUGGUUCGGGCACUGGUGGUGAAUAUGGUGGCAGCUACGGAUCUCAGACCAGUAGCUACGAUUAUGGCAAUACUGGUGGCUAUGGAUCUGGCUCUGCGGAUUAUAGACAUGAAACGGAGAGAUACGGUGGCUCAGGGACUGGAUAUGAAUCGCGGGCUAUGGACAGUGGAGCGAUGCAGGACUUCGGCGGUGGUGCAGGAGACAGCAGCUACAACACCUACGGCCAGGACACUGGAUCUCAUGAGUACAGUCCUACCAACAGGUUGGACUCUGGCAAAAUGGGUUACCAUUCGAUGGGCCCGGACAACGUGCGCUCUGGUGGUCCGCAGCGGAACCAAUGGUAG